UUCAUUCUUAUCCCUUCCAUGCCGCGUCAUAAGAUGUUAUCAUCCAAUGUCAUAGUUCACUCCACAAUAUGUCGACUCGUGUUUUGUCUGUGUUUAUUAUAUUAAUUAAUAUUAUUUACUGUGCUGCAAAUGGUAUUUUUGGAGCGAUUUUGUACUCUGAUUGGAUAAAAUGUGACCACACCAAAGUUUUUAAUCUCAAUGUGGACGACACCCAGGUCUUCUUCUACGACUUCCAGAACAACUACAAUCUAACCAGCAAAAUCGAUUUAGCCAGCCAUGUCAUUACCAGCACAUACAACCUGGAUACCACCAGGAAACUGAUAGUCUUCGUGCCAGGGUACAAGUCUCACAUCAGCAGGUCUGCUGCGGAAAUCGUAAGGACAGCAUUCAAAGAUAUUCCUAACAUUUAUCUCAUGAUUUUGGACCAUUCGGAGUACACCUCCUCAAAAGGGGGCAGAAUCAAGAGUUAUGAACGCGCUGUUUUACAUGCCUAUUACAUUGGCAGAGCUCUUGGCAAUCUGCUGGUGGAGUUCAGAAGUAAGGGUAUUCUGCCUGCCAAUAUGCAACUUCUCGGACACAGUUUGGGAGCCCAUAUGAUAGGGUAUGCUGCAGAAACGUAUACAGACAGGACGGGGGAGACGAUAUCAAGGCUGACUGGUAUAGAUCCGGCUGGUCCAUGCUUUUCCAAUGAUUUCAUUGAAAACCAACUUCGUAAGGGUUUAGCGGACUACGUCGAGGUUUACCACUGCAACGCUGGCGGUUUGGGCUCGACCAGCGUCCUGGCCGACACGGACUUCUUCAUCAACAACGGCCGCGUCCAACGCGAAUGCUCCACCUGGCUGGACAUAUCAGACUCGGCGAAGUGUAGCCACAAAGCCUGUCUCAAGUACUGGGCGGAGACGGUCAACAAUCCGAAGUAUUAUUUGGCCUGGGCCUGCGAUUCUUACGAAGACUUCUCCGGCGGAAAGUGCUCGGGUAACAAAGUGACUAUCGGAGGGUAUUCGAACCCCGGAAACGAGACGGGAGUAUUCUAUAUAUCGACGGAUAUGUAUCGAUUGAGAAAACUGUAACAGCCAAGGUGGUUCGUAUGGAGCGCUCACACAAAAAAAUAUACAAGUUGGAAGGGCAUUCCUGGCCGUUUGAAAACUUGUUUAAGCAUUCAGCAUUAUUUUUAGAGGCAUGCGGUAGGUUUAGAUCAAAAUUGUAGGUAUAAUUAAUCUUGGGGAAACUACCAUGACCUGGAAAAUAAACCAAAAGGA
Messenger RNA from Aricia agestis (brown argus), 1259 nucleotides. Its product is annotated as pancreatic triacylglycerol lipase-like. The transcript is spliced from 3 exons. The coding region runs from base 69 to 1070 and encodes 333 amino acids. Gene Ontology annotation, molecular function: lipase activity. The record is from RefSeq and is a predicted model, not a curated record. NCBI's taxonomy places the organism in Eukaryota, Metazoa, Arthropoda, Insecta, Lepidoptera, Lycaenidae.